Porites lobata is the source of this 28735-nucleotide messenger RNA. The record is from the annotation of a GenBank genome assembly. Lineage: Eukaryota; Metazoa; Cnidaria; Anthozoa; Scleractinia; Poritidae.
AUGGUCGCAAUCGUAUGUAUCGCAUCUCCUGCUGCAGUCAUUUUGAACAUUUUGGUUAUCGCAGGAGUGAGAUCAAGAAAAGAACUGCAAAAACACUCCAACAUUUUGUUAUCGAGCAUGGCUGCUGCGGACAUUUUGGUAGGUGCUAUAAACAUGCCUUUAUCAGCCACUGUUGACUUCGUUAUUUCCCGGCAAGUUUUUAAUGAUCACAUUUGCACGGUAGAUUUGGUUAAUGUCUACUUGAUGUACACGUUAACGGCUUGUACUCUAUACCACUUGACUUUUAUCGCUUGGGAGAGGUACCAGGCGAUACGGAAUUGUUAUGAGAACAAGGCAAAACUUACAAGAAGCCACCCCAAGAAACUCGCAAUAACAGCUUGGUUCUUAGCCGCGUUUACACAAGUUUCAGGUAUUUUACUAACAGCCCUAAGCAUCAAACAUGAUUUCAUUGUUGUGGCUAUUGCUGCAUUUUUCGCGUUAAUUUUGAUCGCCUACUUUUACAUCGUGGUAUAUCGUGAAGCCCGCAAAGCUAAACAGAUCAUCACCCAAGUUACUGUUAUGGUGAAAACAAAACUCGAAAAUGCAGUUGCUAUCACGUGUGCAUUGGUUUCGACGGCUGUGGUUCUUUCCUUUGUUCCCUUGGUAACUGUUGGUUUGAUGGGAGAAUUGUACCCAGGCCUUCGCAAGAGUUCCGUCUCCCGGUCAGCAGAGACACUUCUGCAAAUGAACUCUAUAGUAAAUCCACUAAUUUACUUCUACAGAAACCAUCGCUUUAGAAACAUCGUUCUUGAGAUUUUAUGCAUUAGAAAACCCCACGUAGCCAAGUCAAAAGUUGCUCCCAUGCAAUAUGUCAGAUCAAAAGAUCCUUUUUCAAAGAAAGGUAUUCAAAAACAUCCAAAUGUGAACAGCCAUCACCUUUUGUCAAGAUCAGCGUCAUGCGAAUUAGCCAACGUGAUAGAAUUAAAUCGUGCAAUGAAGAAAAGACCUGUAUCGGCUCCUUCAAUGAUCAGAUUACACAGCAACUCUUUUGGCAGUUCUCAGCCGCAGAAUCCCUUUUCCAUUUUAACAGUUGUUGCGACAGUCCAUCCUCAAAGGCGCGAAAGACAUCGUAAAAGUUUGCCAAUAUUUCAUCCUUCAUCGUUAACGAAAAGGUGGGAAGCUAAACGUAAUCAUUUUAAUCUGUCUAAUCCUGCUGGAGAUUUGAUAAAGAAACGAUACCAGUUCAAUAACAGAAAAUUGAGUAACCAUCUGCCUUAUCUCCUACCCAGAUCUCCCACGGCCAGAGUACGACAGAGUGAGAUCUGGGUACAAGAUUACCAUCUGGAAAGAUCCACCGCAAACGGAAAGGGCGCAUGCUCGCAUGGAAUUUCGUUGCGAUCUCGUAAAGGUUUCUUGAAAAGAAGUAUGUCGGCCCCAGCGUUACGUGAGAUCAGCAGUUUCCGCAAUGACACACUGCAGAGGGAGGCUCCUGCAGCCUGCGACGAAAGCUUGGACUCCCGUCACCUUUAAAAGUCGUGAAAAUUGUCAGAGGGCUCAUGAAGGCUCAGUCCAUAAAGUGACGAGUCAGCGUCGUCUUUGAACACCUUCGUUUUGCUUUCGUUCAUUUAUCUCUGAUAAACAAUGAAUGCAUUUACCAAUUUGGACGCUAGGAGGCUAAUUAUGCAUAUUUUUGAUUAAACAAUUAGAUGUUAAGAUCAAGUCCAAUUCCAUAUUUAGAAGUUGAAUCAGCUGUAGUCUUAGCACGAUCGUUUCGUGUUAUCUGAAAAUAAUAAAAGCUGUUUUUACAGAAAAAAAAAUACGAGCAACUGUGAAUAGAUGAAUAAGCUAUAAUAAUGCAGCCCCGACUAACUGACUAACAAGUUGUCAUGUUCGCCGCCAGACCAAUGUAUCCCCGUGAUGGGGUUCUUGUUAUCAUAAAGACGAUAAUGGAAAAUUAUGGAUGGAAGUUAUCAUUGUUACUUUUUGGACGCAGUAGCAACCGUAUGAUGUGCUAACAACAAGUAAUAAUGACGCAGAACUUUUCGAAACUCGAACAGUACAUUUUCCAAGACUAAAAUCGUCCUCUGUUUAGAGAGAAUAAACAAACUCAACCGCGAUUACUCGUAUAGGCAAAUUUUAUCACUUGUUUGCCCCCUUGGACGCUAGGAGGCUAAUUAUGCAUAUUUUUGAUUAAACAAUUAGAUGUUAAGAUCAAGUCCAAUUCCAUAUUUAGAAGUUGAAUCAGCUGUAGUCUUAGCACGAUCGUUUCGUGUUAUCUGAAAAUAAUAAAAGCUGUUUUUAAAGAAAAAAAAUACGAGCAACUGUGAAUAGAUGAAUAAGCUAUAAUUCUCCUAUAUAUCAAAUAUUAUAAUUACUUGAAGGGCGAGGUGAGGAGGUUAAGGAGACGCCCCUCGAUCUUAAUAAGUCGGAGCAAUUUAGGUUUCUGGGAAACUGCCCACCUACCCCUCCCCUAAGCCAUCAUUUUGCCCUAAGUGAGAAGUAAGUUAGCUUAGGGGAGGGGUAGGUGGGCAGUUUCCCAGAAACCUAAAUUGAUCCAAUAAGUCUUUCUUUUUCCGGAAAAAGUAGGGGGCAGCCCUCCCCUGCUCCGCCGUCUCUGGUAUUUCAUACAAAAUGCCUAAUUUCUCACAGUUUACUUAGUUUAACAAGUCCUUCAAUCAGUUAGUUUAAGUCAGUUUUUAUUUUGUAUGAUACUUUCUAUAUAAACUAUGAAAAUAAAGCAAAAUGAUGACGUCAGCAAAUAUUUGCCUAUUAGAUGCCAGAGACCCCAUGAAUUUUAAUGGAUUUUUCUUUUUUUUGGAGAAGUUCGCAGUUGUCUUUAACUAUAAAAUUUUGACUGCUUAAGAAUGACUUAAAGCUUCAGCAGUUUCAAACAACUCGAGCAGAGGAAACUAACCCUUACCAGGAGCCCAUCAAAUGGAGCCUCCAUCUCCAUUAAUUUCUUGAGUCAACCCUUUCCCGAGUAGAUUUAUAAAUAGAACGGCUUGUUUCCCGCGAAAAGCGUCAUAUUUCCGUGAGUCUCGUAUGCCACCGUGAAAUUAUUAAGUUGGAUGAAGUCGAACUCAGAAGCCCGUCUUUCGACCGUUUUCCUUUUCUACUAUACGUCCAUUUUUACAGUUUUACAGCCGCUGGGAUCUGGGAUGAAAUAAAAGUUAAUGAAUUACCCGACUGAGACUGAGCAUGAAGCGAUGGGACAACGGCAGCGAACUGAGGAUCACGGAAAGGUUCUUUGCGAGUGUUUGUUUUUUUUUUUUUGCCGUCGUACAUUCCACAUUUAAGCAUGCACCUUGAAAAGAGUCGACGAUUAAGCGUUCUGUGGACGAUUUGAAACUCUUCGAUGAUCAGCGCCGAAAAAGUGCCAGGAUCAUUUGAUUUUUGUUAUCGCCGUGGAGUGGAUUUGCAAAAGCGAUGACCUAAGUAGCAACCAAGGAGGAAUGCUUCAGAAAAAUUGCAGUCUUCCUUUACAACUGAAUUGUAUCACCAUGAGAGUUGCCUGAUAAAACUGGUACUUGAAAAUGUGGAACAGAAGACAACAGUUGCUCGACUGUGAAGCUAACUCAAAAGUAAUUUGCUAACGGUGGAAUUUGUGACAUCGCGCUCCAGUCCAAAGACCCACUUAUCUCAAGAAAAACAAAAUGGAUUGUAUCUGCGCCCAAAGAAAUAUGACUGACUAACAGAAGAAUUCUCAGCAAUUAAUGUAGAAGUUUAGGCCAAUUCUUUCCUUCGAAUUCGCAUCUGUAGAUCACUGUUUUGCGAGAAAACAAUGGCUGGGCUCGGCGUUACAAAACAUAGCAGGGAAUCAUCACACUAACUGACGGACAAAACAACCACAGUAUAGUAUUUAUUCAGACAAACGCAUUUCGGAGAAAAACUUGAAAAACUAGAAAUUUGGUUAAUAUUGAGUCAUUUAGCCGAAAUAAGAACCUUAACGCUCAAAAAAAUUGGCUAAAGAAAACGAAUCCUGUCAGAACUACAGACUGCAGGUAGUAGUUAAUCAUUACGCAUGUAACAGACCAGCUUCACGGCCUCUUAUAAAUUAAUGUGAGACAAGCAACCAAAAUUAAGAUUAACAUAUAGUCAGAGUUUAAAACUCUCCACAGUAUAAUCUACCCGCUAGAAAGAAAAGAAAGAAAAUCUCUGAGGGAUGAAAACGCUAAUGUCACGUUUCACUAGCUUAUGAUUUUGUUUGGCCUGUCAGCACCGGAUUUCCAGCUGUUUCAUGAAGUACAAUAGCAGUGUCAUUUAGUCGUUGUGAUUGGCUCUUCCCACCGUCGGCGCGCGAAAUCUCCCCUGGGAACCGUUCUAAUUAUAAAUCUACUCGGGAAAGGGUUGACUCCAAGGGCUUGUAUGGGAGAUGGAGGCUCCAUUUGAUGGGCUCCUGCCCUUACCCGUACCCAAACCUUUCCUCAAAAUCCACUAUCCUUCUGGACGCCUGCUACGCACGCUAGGGGGUGGGGGUUAUUUUACUUUGAGGGCUUAUUCAGGUAAGUGUGAGAUUAGCAGACAACCCCUCUCUCACAGGCUCUCAUAGGGACUGUAAGAGGAAAGAUCCUGAGAAUGAGGUUACUUUAGGAGAGACUAGGGCCAGGCUUCCAGCACCGUCAAACGUCUGAGGAGUUUUUUUGUUUUAUUUAUUGGAACCCAGGCAGGGUGACCUUUUUAUCUUCUCUUGGUGAAACUUUAUUUAUCAUUAAGUGGAAACAUGGCUAAGAAUGUAUAUAAGAAUUAUUUAAUCCAACUAUCUUUUCAUGUUCCCAAAAUACUGCGAAGCUUCUUACCAUUGAAAUUGCUUUGUAAAAUUAUGUUGGCAAACGGACGCCGACAAUAACACCAGUAUUUGUGUGUAUAAGCGGCUUUUAAAUGCAUCAGUCAAUUAAAACUUCUCCCCCACACCUCGCCACCCAACCCCCGGGACUUAGCGAGGAAUUUAACUUUGGUCUGGUGUUAAAACACCGCUAAUUUCUACGCUCCCGGGACCAAGUAUUUGGUUAAAAGCGGUAGGUGCUAUAAACAUGUAUGCCUUAAUCAGCCAUUGUUGACUUCGUAAUUUCCUUGCAAGUUUUUAAUGAUCACAUUUGCUUCGUGGACUUCUUCAGUUAAUGUCUUCUUGAUGUACGCUUUAACAGCUAUACCCUUCACCGUUUAAGUUUCGUUAACCUUUAUCCCUUGGGCGAGGAAAUGUUAUGAACUCAAAGCGAAAAUGACAUGAAGCCGCCCGCAAAAAACUAGUAACAUCAGUUUGGUUCUUUGAAAGGCUUACCGAAAUGGCUUGCAUGUAAACAAAAGGAACAGUCGUGACCUUCCUGAUGCUAGGAUCUUUCCAUCGUCUUGUAAACAGAAAGAAUCAGUUAUACUUGCAUGUGUCCCUAGUCGUGAUUAUAAUUCUGUAUAAUAUGCGAGCCAGCGAGUCAUGCGAGUCAACAUGCGAGCCAUGCGAGUCAACAAGCGAGCCAUGCGAGUCAGCAUAAAAUAACUUUUUUUUUAACGUAAAGUACAAAAAAACUAGCCUCUGUAGCUAAGUAACCUAUUUAUUCCAAAGGCACGCCCUUUAAAAUUCAGCUUCAGAAAAAUUCGCCAACAUACAAAUUGAACGAGGUGAAACAAUAACAAAGGUUUGAGAAUUCGUUAAACAAAGGUGUAAAGUUCUUCCUCGGUCACGUUUAACGAGUCACUCCAUAUGUGGUAAGGCACGUGACCAGAACAUAAAAAAAACAACCACUCUUUAAAACACAAACGUCUUGCAUCUUUCACAAUAAAACCAAUGCCAAUGGCUUAAGAAUAUCGCAAUAAAAAAUCUGACUUACUAACAAGUUUAACGUUCCUUCUCAAAAUUCACAUUUAUCGAAAAAGCUAUGACGUCAUUGAGGGGUAUUUUCAUACAUUUUCUUUAACAGGCUUUCUUGCUUUCGUCUGAACGCUAAUUUCAUGCUACAGAUGUUAAAAAAAAGUUAAAUUGCUUAUGACUCGCCAAAAAAAUGGAUUCUCUUUCCUUUGAACUUUUGCGCUUUUUCAUUUCUAAAGCGGGAUUGGGGACUGGCACUAGUUGCGCAAGUAUAGUGUCCAUUUAGUGUUGUCUUAUGUUCAGUUUCACGGUUCCCACCAUGUUAGCGGUUUAAGACACGUGAGAAAUAAUAACCACGAAAUAAUGUCCCUAGCAACGACUCGUAAACUGUAGUUAAGUUUCACCCCCUUUAAUACAGUGGCUCUAAAUAGCUUUUUUAAUUACUUUUUUUUGGGGGGGGGGGGGUCGAACGCAGACUGGGUUUAUGCAUGUUGACUUCGCUCUAUCCAAAGUGUGUUUUACCGAAUAUAUGCAUUUGGACACUGAAUUAGACUAUGAACCGGUAACAAACGAUAUCUCAAGAAGUACAAGUGGUAUUUAAUCAAAGUAUCUGUUCUUGCGUUAAAUCUGGAUCCAAAUGCAAUGUCAUUUGAGAUGGAGAAAAAGGAAUAAUAAAUGAAUUUCUUGGCAUUUUUGUUAUGCAGCACAUACUAAGACAGGAACUAACAUUUGUCUCGCAUGGCUCACGCUCACAUGAUGACUCGCAUGACUGGCAUGACUCGCUCGCUUGACUCGCAUGACUCACUGGCUCGCAGUUUGUCAAGACCCUUGUAUUUUCCGUUUUUGGACCAAUUUAAAACAUUUCCGAUAACUAACAGGCUUGGCCACGUAAUUUAAUACGGCAUUCAAGAUUCAAGUAACAAUCAGACCCCUACCUUUCAUAAAACAGAGAAGUGUUCUCUGCCGCCAGAACUGAUUCGAAGUUGAUCGAGCUCUUUCCGAGGCAGGUCAUUUCUAAAAUGAAUGACAGAAGUCAGGAAGAAGAGGCAUUGUCUCAGGCGCAAAUCCUUGCUAACGUCGAAAGACAAAUCAACGCAGCUACAGCUGCAAUUAGUGAGGCUUGUAAACAACUGCAACAAGAAGCAGACAAGCUUCAUAACGAGCGGGAAACAUUCGAUCGAAUGUCCAAGAAAAUAGAAAGUACGCAGAUUUCUGAGACGGUCAACCUCAACGUUGGUGGCCAGCAUUUCACCACAACUCGCCAAACGCUAACAAAGGACCCAAACUCGUACUUUGCUGCUAUGUUUUCGGGGAGGUUUUCAUUAAAGCGUUCUGAAGAUGGUGCGAUUCAGACGAUUGAAAUCGAUCGAGAUGGAAAACACUUCCGUCAUAUACUUAACUACCUGCGUGAUGGGAAGUUAUCUUUACCAGAAGAAGCCACGUGCACAGAUCUGGAGGAAAUCGAGACAGAAGCCACUUAUUACCAGAUACAAGGAAUUAUCGACGAGUUAAGUAAACCCAGAUCCGCGCAGAGUCAGAAGAGUUCGAUCCAAGGAGCCACAGCGCUAGCCACCAGGUUAUUUUCAGAUUCUAAGAUCCUGAGUCGAGAACUUGACAUGAUCUUGUCGGGUAUGCUACCUUACAAAACUGGCGACUGGCGACUUCUGUACAGAGCUUCUCGAGACGGCUUCGAGGCAGAAUCGUUCCACUUAAAAUGCGACUACAAAGGUCCAACAGUAACGGUUGUGAAAAGUGGAAACUUCAUAUUUGGCGGAUUUACUGAAGCAGCAUGGAGGAGUCCGCGUAAGUAAAAUUACGUUGUCUUCUUGAAUAGUAAAUAACUGUAAUUGUUAGUCGAGGUCUAGCAGGAUGGAGUUUUAAAGUGGCCUUAUUAACUCUUACCGCGGUCCACUUCAGUGAACCAAGAAUCGAUUUCCUUUAUAAUCGAAGUUAAGGUCUCGGUAAAGGAAAACGAGGUGCCCACAGAAAAAAAUUCUAGUCGCGCGAGUAUUUUCGCUACAAAGGCAAGUUAUAUAUCAAAUUAAAGGUAAAGACUAAAUUACCUUAUUAAAGAUUUUAUUUCAUCGAAUUUUAAAAGGCGCUUAUGUUUUUUGCUCUCGAACUCAGUCCCCCCCACAACUCAGAGGUAUCGAGUUUACUGCUGAAGCUCCAGCCCUUUCGCGUUGUUAAAUAUUCACUUCCUUUUUAAUUAUUGCGUCUGAUUGACAGAUAAAAGACCUAAAAAAGGGUGUGAGGAAAUUUGCAUAUGUCUCGUAUUAACGGAAUUGUUACAUUUCAAACUAAAAAGUCGAAUCUCGAGCGCGAUUUACGCAAAGAAACUGAGAUAAAAUGAGUUACAAAGGGAAAUCGGAAAAUUCCUCACACCCGUUUUGAGUCUAUAUCAUUAUCCAUCAUAUCUGAAAGUUUAAAAGCGAUAGCUUAAAACCUGUUCCGACUGGAGGUCGGAGAAGUUUGAUUUUUGCGUCUAAAAUAGAGUGAGAGAAAAUCCGCUCUAAAGAUUUAGCGCGAGGUCCACGCUUGGCUGGUUAGCUCAGAAAAGGCUCAUUUUAGGAGGGUUAAAAAGCACUUUCUGAUUUUCUUUUUCUGCCAAAAUAAAAUUUAGGACCCACUCAUGCCAAAAAUAAAAAAAAAACGAAAUCGAAGAAUGUACUAAAAUUUUCAUUUACCAAGACCUUAAGCCAAGCUGGCAAUGAAAAUUUAAUGUUGAUAAAUAGCCACACACUUUUGGAUACUUAUACGUUAUACGUGGGAAUAACGCCGCACGAACUAGUGAAAAGUGAUUUUUGUGAAUUCAUUCUUCACUCAGGCAGACAUUCAGUUAGUAACGUUCUAAAGUCGUGUUUCAAGACCAAAUUUAUACGCGACAUGACGAGAGGGUGGAUUGAAGGUCAGUUUUAAAUAUAACUUGAGUCACAUCAGCAGAUCAGUACUCGUCUGAAUUAGUGCACAGUCACCAGGUUUUUAUAGAGGCCCUGUUUGGGGUUUUAGCGGGAGUAAGGUAUAACCGGCCAAAAUAUUUUUAAGAUAGAUGUUUUUAAAAAUAAAUCCUAGGGAUAGCCAAAAAUGGUGGAUUUAGGGAUAACGGGAACUAUAAUCAUUAAGAUGAUAAAUACUUCAACCCCCCUUAAUUGGGACCGGAUAGUUUUGAAUGAACGUUUAUUAAACUUUGCUGCAUGUAUUCGGCCAAAUAUAUAGUGACAACAGGGUCAGUUAAAAGUUUGUAAAAAAUAUUUAAUUUUCUCCUCAAGGUGUGCGUAUGGAAGUUAUUGAAUCCAAACAGGCAUUUCUAUUCAGUUUGGUCAAUCCAUUUGGGACGGAGCCUGUUCGAAUACCCGCAGACGAGAAGGAGAGCGGCUGUGUUAUUGCCUGUAAAAAGUCGCUUGGGCCAUCGUUUGGACAAGACUAUUGGUCAGAAAAAUACCUACACAUUUCAAAUAAUGCUCAGUCAUCUAGAUCAAGUUAUAGUCGUCCCUGGAGGAAAACAAGGAGAUUUGUUCUUCACGGGUACUAAAGAUUUUACCGUCGAUGAUUACGAAGUGUUUGAAUUUUACUAGUGAUAAUAUUCGAACUCUAUCCACAAGCGUAGUGGGACUGGCUAAGGACGUCCGUGAGUGGAAAAUUAAUUCCACCUUUGUGAAAGAGGUAGAUUUAUAGACUGAAUCCAUAGAGUGAACUUCAGAACGUAGUAUUAAAUUUAAUAUUGUAAAUGAAGAGAGAAUUAGGUCCAAAGUUUGUGCAAUGAUAAAUUAUCCUUUUAAUGAAAAACAAAAAAAGGCAUUGACGGGGUGGAUUUUGCCUUGUUUGUUGUAAGGUAGCUAAGUCCAAUCUAAGCUUGACAAAAAAAAUUAAUGCAAUGAAUCUACUAGGACGGUUUCUUACACCGGUCAUUUUGUUUUCUAAUUUUGUAUUAAUUAUGAGGUUGCUAUAGAAAUAUGUUGUUGCCGUUACAAUAGACCAGGUUAGGCUUAUUUUCCUUGUAUAUUUUGUGCCCAUUGGAUGUCAUGUGACGGUACUCAAAUAAAGGAGUAUACACUUUCUUUCAAAAUAAAGCUCAUUAAAGUAGAUGAUUGAACCUAGGAGAAUCAUGUCAUAAGAAAGUUGUAUAUGAUCCUGCGGGUGAAUGAAGUACUAAAUAAGUCUGUUAUUCUUGACAGUGACUGACGGUUCGGCAAACUGUGCGGAAAUCAUCUUUUGAGUCAAUGGUUAAAGAGUUGCCUCCUUGAUUUCCAAAAAGACAAAGGACCCGGUGGUACUCAAAAAGUUUUAUACCGGGAGGCUCCUCCCCGAGGUCCAACCUCGUACCCGCUUAGAACUGUCCAUCCCUUUAAACUGCUAUAAAUGCUCUGUCUAAAUAAAUCUCAAAAACAGGAACGUUUUCUCGACUUUCUCACAGUCAUAAAACUGAUGCAUCUGUUACUCGUUUUGGGCCUUUUUACCGAACCAAAUGACAGAUUUCCCUACACUUUCAUAUAGUUCAACAAGUGAAAUCCCUUCCCUUUCAUAUAGCUGGGGCCUGAAAACGGUACCCCUUUAAUUUUUGGGCGGGGUAUUCCCGUAUAGGUCAUUUUAGGGAGUGUCCCCCCCCCCCCCCGGGACAAAGGGUUUUAAAAAUCUCCUCACUUGUUCUACAUUGGAGAAACAAAAUAUAAGAUCUAUUCGACGCUUUCAAAUUGAAAAGAUUUGGACAUAAACUUUGAUAUCCUCUUUGUUUUCGCCCCGCCUCCGCAAUACUUAUGUUAUGGAUCUGAACAUCUGUUUACGUUUAGUAGAUUCUAGUUGUGUUACGUAAUAUUUGGAAGUUUAGAGAAGACCGCACGAGUGUUUUAUGCGUUUUUUUGCCAGAGUUCCGUCUUUCGGUCAGCAGAGACACUUUUGCAACUGAACUCUAUAGUGAAUCCACUUAUUUACUGCCACGCAAACCGUUGCUUUAGAAACAUGUUCUCGAGAUUUCAUACGUCAGAAAACUUCCAACAGUGGUUCCCAUGGUGCAAUAUGUCAGAUCAACUCGUUUCUCAGUGGAGGGUACUCUAGAGCGACCAAAUGCACACAGUCGUCGCCUUUUUUCAAGAUCAACGUCAUGCGAAUUAGUCAACGUUAAGAUAUUAAGUCUGGAUCCGCCACUGUCAGUGACAAGUUCCACCAGAUACAGUGAGCUCGCAGGUUCAUAUGGAAUUCAAUUUAAAAUUUGAAAAGAAGUAUUUCUUUCUUUUCUUUUUCUUUGUUUCGCGUUUUCAUUUUGGUAUGACAACGCUGUGUGACCUUGUGUGAUUGCUUAUAUGUUGUGGUUUAAUUUCAUCCUUAAUUCAAAUUUUAUUUUCAAAACUGCUUCACACUCUUUAUCAUACAUCAUUAUACCCCCCAAAAAACUAAGGACAAUAUGACUUUAGCCAAGGAUUAAGUAAAACCACAACAUAAAUUUUUGAGGGAAUCCCAUAUUUACACGUGAUUUACCGUGCAAACACUUUGAAACACAUUGGAAGCUAAGCACCAGCAAUUUCUGAAUUUAGUUAGACUUUUGACAAAUAUUAAAAAACACGUAGGUUUUAAUUCAUUUCUUCUGUUCUUCCAUUUUAGCUCGCAUUGGUUUUAGAUGGUGGUUUCUCAAAAAGUUCUCUUAUGCGAAAGAAAAAACAAUGGAAGAGAACUUCUCAUUCAUCUCGUAAAUUAAGAGAAAAAACGCCGAGUUUAAGUUUCCUCUCUGAUCUUGGUAGCCUGCGAAUACAGCUUUCUCUCCUCGCUCCUCACUGCUAGGGACGUCCCUCGAGGAGCGAGGAGAGAAAGCUCUAUUCGCAGGUUAUGACCUUGAUGGCUGGUUUUGCACUAUUGACAUUCAUUACGUAAUAUUCAGCGUAUGCAAAUACUCCUUUUUUCUUCGAGUGUCUUAUUAAACUUAAACGUAUAAACAAACAGAUUUCUUCAGGAACUGCUAAUUGUUUCCGCACCAGAGCCUAUCCUGCCGUAAAUGAACCUUGAAAUAACCUUUGAGCUUUUUUAGAUUUAUUUUAAUGAACUCAUUCGCCUUUCGGUGAACUUGUUUUUCAUCAGUUGUACAGUGAAGUAAAGCAAAUGAAGUCAAAUUGAAGUUUAAGUUUCUUUUUUAAGUCUGGUGAAUGUUAUUUUUGGUGAUGGAGAAGACUACCCGAAACGCAAGUGCGAGCAUUCUCCGGGGGGCCGUUGGGAUCACAAACCCGAGUACAUACUAUGGGGGACGGGGGCAUGUUCGCCCGGUAAACUUUGAGAUUUGCUUCUCCUAAAGUGGGUACAUAUGUAUCUAGAACAUUGUCCUUUUAAGAGUAUUUUACAUAUCUUUUAAAAUCAGAACUUUGGUGUUCCUGUAAUUUGUAAUUUGUUUGCCAACGGAAAACUAAGGAAUUCUUAAGAACUCUUGAAACAUGUCCGUGCGUUCCAGAUCGAAUUGUAAUUGGACAUUUUGGUUUUUAUGGAGAGGGGAAAACCAGAGUACCCGGAGAAAAGGAAGAGAACUAACAACAAACUCAACCUACAUAUGGCAUCGACGCCAGGAUUUAAACCAGGGCCGCAUUGGUCGGAGGCGAGUGCUCUGUGCCACCCCUUGUUCCUUAAAAUCAUGUUGAUACUCUACAGGUUGGAAAGUCGUUCUUAAAGACCCCUUUAAAAAAGCAUGGGGGGCAAAAGCCCCCAGCCCCACCUCCCUCAGCCGAUUCCCUGCAAAAGAACGGAAAACUAUAAAGAUACUUCCUGGCUUUGCGAAAGAAAUGAGAUUCAACAUAUGGUUCGUUUUUGUCCUCGAUAAAACUGUUUUCCGCCUCUUGUUUUCGUUCUUUUUCCCACUCUGUGAAAACUAAUCGUACCACCGCCUGCAAAAGUCAGUUUAGUUUAAAACAAUAUAUAACUGAUUGUUUACUUUGUUUACUCUUGAUUAAAAUUAGCACCCAUUAUAUCGAUGGCUAUCAAGGAUAAUUGGAAUCGAGAUUGAUAAAUCGUCUACCAACUCGAACAGUAACAGUCAGUUUAUCAGGGAGUUCAUACACAAGCAACGAUGAACUUUUCGUCCGAGAGCAGUUUAGCUUUUUCUUGCCCACAGUAUCCCAGUUUUGUGUGGGACCUAACUGACAAAGUUUUCCCCUGGAUAAUGGUCGCAACCGUAUCUAUUGCUUCUCCCGCUGCAGUCAUUUUGAACAUUUUGGUUAUCUCAGCAGUGCGAUCAAGAAAGGAGCUGCAAAAAAAUCCAAACAUUUUGUUGUCGAGCAUGGCUGUUGCGGAUGUUUUGGUAGGUGCGAUAAAUAUGCCUUUUUCAGCAACUGUUGACUUUGUUAUUUCAAGGCAAGUUUUUAACGAUCAUAUUUGCUUGGUAGACUUGAUUAAUGUCUACUUGAUGUACGCUUUUGCGGCGUGUAACCUAUACCAUUUGAUCCUUAUCGCUUGGGAGAGGGACCAGGCAAUACGGAAUUGUUAUGAAUACAAAGUGAAAAUGACAAGAAGCCGCCUCCAGAAGCUCGCCAUAACAGCUUGGUUUUUAGCCGCGUUAACACCAAUUCCAAGCAUUGCACUAAAAUCCCCGGGCAUUUACUACGAUAUAAUUUGUGAUAUCGUUGGAUUUCUCAUGGUGAUUCUAAUCGCUUAUUUUUACAUCAUGGUGUAUCGUGAAACGCGCAAACGUAAACGGAUUACCAAAGUCACCGUUCUGGUGAAAAAAAAACUUGAAAACAGAGUUGCUAUGACAUGCGCAUUGACUUCAGCAGCUGUGAUUCUUUCCUUUGUUCCCGCGGUAACUGUUGGCUUGUUGGGAGAUUUGUACCCACGUUUUCGCAAGAGUUCCGUCUUCCGGUCAGCAGAGACACUAUUGCAAAUGAACUCUAUAGUGAAUCCACUAAUUUACUGCUACAGGAACCGUCGCUUUAGAAACAUCAUUCUCGAGAUUUUGUGCAUCAGAAAACCUCAAGAGACUAAGCCAACAGCCCUUCCCAUGCAAUAUGUCAGAUCAAAGGAUCUUUCUUCCAUGGGAGGUACUCAAAAACAACCAAAUGCGUACAGCCGUCGCCUUUUGUCAAGAUCAGAGUCAUGCGAAUUAGCCAACGUGACAGUAUUAAGUGGUGCUUAGAAGAAAAGAUCUGUAUCAGCUCCGUCACUAAUCAGAUCACACAGCAACUCUUUUGAGAGUCCCGGGCCGCAGAACAACCCCUCGUCCAUUUUAACAGUUGUCCCCACAGUCCACCCACAAAGGCUUGAAGGAUAUUUCUCAAUAUUUCGUUUAUCCUCGCCCAAAAACUCAAAGAAAAGUUGGGAUGCUAAACGUAAUUCUUUUAACGUGUCUGAUCCUCCAGAGGAUUUGAAGAAGGAGCAAUUCUCGUCCAAUAACACGAAACUGAAUAAGCGUAUGACAAAAUCUGCCACAUUUAUUAGUGGCGCAGAGGGUUUAUGUGCAGUUCCGUCACGUUCUCGUAAAGGCCCCUUGAAAAGAAGUUUGUCGGCCCCGUCGUUUGGUGAGUCUGAUCAGAAGUUCUUGCAAUAAUACACUGCCGUAGCCAGAUCCCACCGUAGUCGACCAGGACAGUUUCCACCUUAAAAAGUCGUGAAAAGUGUUCGGCAGAAUUUUCAUGUCAUUAGAAAACAUUAAAACUUAUCAUCGUCCUCGGUGAACACACUUGAUUUGACAUUCGUAUGGUUCUGGAUUUACGAGUGCUAGCCUUGCAAUUGCAAUUUUAAAACAAGUUGUAGCCUGUUCCAAGCUCGAAGAUAGCGAGGAAAUCAGAUCGAGAAAAGUUGCGCGAAAACCGCGUGGGGGAGACGGAGUAGCGGAGCCUGUAAGAAUUGUUUUCAAUACCUCAUUCCGAUGAACCAGCUCUUGGUAUACCCUAUGAUUGGUCAACAAUUGUCACAGUUUACUUCAACAGUGAUGUCAAUCAUUUGGUUUCGCGCGUACAGAGUCUAACAAACAUGUCGAACAUGUGAAUCGAAACCCUCCUGUACCACGCACCUUUUGACGUUUUCAUAUUUGACAUUUUGACAGGAGAAAUGGCUUUUCAGUGAGUGGGCGGGGUAGUGAGCGGAUUGAGGUAUUUUAAAAGAUGCUUAAAUGCUCUCCGCUUAUCUUUUUUGCCUGCUUUUGCUCGUUAGUUAUUUUACUGCUCACUCGACGAUAGAGCGGUUUUCGUAUGACCUGAAAUGAAAACGCGCGAACAAAACAGAAACAACAAACGAACGGAAAUAGAGCGAUUUGAUUGGUUUAUAGAACAGACACAAACGCGCGUGGCUCUUAGUUGGUUAAGCAAACGCUCAAAAGAAAAAGCUUCAUGCCUCAUGGCCUAAACCACCGUGACGAAUUAUUGUAAUCCAUCUCCUUAGUAUUUUUCCUUUCCAAUUUCUGUGUUGUACCUCAUUUCCGCCUCUCCCUUUUUAUUGCGACAUUCUCCAUCUCUAUAAUAUUGUGAUUGCUACAUAAGUUCAGUAACAUUUGUAAACCUGAAGAAGGCUGGUAUGGCCAGCCGAAAUAUUUUUAUAAAAAACAAUACACUUUGUUUUAAAUCAGCAUUGCAGUAGUCUUUGGACUUCUCGUUCUUGGUUCUUUAUAUUUUGGCUGACUAGAUCUCUUUUCUAGAGAUCCAACGUUUACAACUAGCAGGAUCUUCGAACACGGUUUUUGCAGUUAUCCUUCUCCAUAUUAAGGUUUUCUUUGGCGGGAAAACGAAGAGGCCCUGUUUUGAUCUUUUUAUGCUUUGGCUGAUAAAACAAAUAACAAACACUUACCGAAACCAUUUUUCAAGGUCAUACGAAAAUCGCUCUAUAUGGGAGUUUGUGACUCGGGACACAAGAAAACGUCUGUUGUCCGUAUUAACCGCUGUCCGUAAUAAGCGGGUUAAUUUUAGGGGAAAUAUAUGACCAUUUCGUUGGGACAAAGGAAACUGUUAAUUAUAAACGGGUGUCCGUAUUAAGCUGUUGUCCUUAGACUAGCGGGGUUUCACUCUAGUGAAUCUAAUAAUCUUUUCAUUAUCGCCAAAAUACUGAGCUUCCUGUCGUUGAAGGCGCUUUGCAUCGACCCUGAGGGGGAUAGUUGUUUUAGUAUUUACCGAAUUAAAUAAAUGAAAGAAAGAGUAACUUUUGGAAAUAAAAGACGUCACUUAGUAACAGCUUUGUUUUCGUUUCAUGCACGAUUCAAUUUGACCCGUUACCAUCCCCUAGGACAAGUUUAGCUUUUCGGGCCAUGGGGUGGGGAAUUGUUUGACGCGGUCCUGUCCUGUGGGUAGGAGGCUGGGGCAAAUCAAAAUUAAUUUCCCUUUGAUUUUGCGAAGUACAUGUUACUUAACGCGCGGUUUGCACGAAGCUGCGCGACUCAAGACUGCGAUUCUUCAAGGGUAAACGCAGGAAUUGGCUGGAGCGUGGUUGAAGAGCAGUGACCCACUAAAAUUAACGUCUAUAUUUGAAGGUAUGUUUUAAAAUUGUAGACGAAUGUGCGUAUGGUGCGUACUCGAAUGGAUAUUUGUUUGUAAAACAAACAAAGAAAUAUUUCUUCAGCCUAGUUUAAUAAUCAGCCAACAAAUAAAUAGACUGUGUAUGAAAACAGAUACAACGCUUUUAAUAGUAUACAAAUAAACAACGAUUCAGUCCAGUGUUAAUUUGAAGUGUUCAAUCAGGGAGGCGCUCAAUAGUUUUUUUUCUUUCGUUUCGUUUUCAAACGUGUUGUUCAUGUUUUAACUAUAUCCUUCUCUCAAUAAACUCUAGAAAAACGUUUAGGAAAGUUCUGAAAACGUCUAGUUUUGCUAUUGUACGAAAUCACUAUUGCUCCCAAAAAUAUGUACCGGGAAAAAAACCUACAAGAGGUCGAUCAGGAGCUCGGAACUGCGAAUUGCCUCCAACUGCAUUCCCGGGGGUGGGGAAUAGACCACUAGGAAAGAAAAAAAUAGCAAAUCCCCGAGGUAUGCCCGCGGGGAAUGCUAACAGGUCAAAGUGAACCAUGCAUUAAUUUUGACUAGUCCCUAGGGCUCACUAUUGUGCACGGCAGAUGCGUUUCGGGUCACAUGGUCCGAGAAAGUUUUUGAGGGCGUCUCAAUCUCUCGGCCCUUCGUCUCGGAUACGUCACCGAAAUUGCAUUGACCGAGAGGGCCUGGAAAGUCGCCGUACAGGGACUAGGCAAGCAUUAAUUGACAGUGUUUCGCUGAUUUGUCGAGUGCAUUUUCACUAUUUUAUUGUUCCAAAUUCAGUAAGAAAACACUUUUCUUUUUUAUUACCUUAAAGUAAUCACCACCAAGCCAAUUUCCGUUGCAGUUGACAUACAGCGUCAUUUUGCAUCGAUUGUGGGAGUUUUGAGGAACCGAUUAUCUUCCAUAUUUACAGUACCGACUAACAGACAAAUAUUAAGGCAUUUAGAACACUUUUUAAAUAACCUAUUGUGAAAUUGAUGAAUGGAUGUUCAAAAGGUUCUUAUUAAAAGUCUACGUACCGGUAAGUCUUAUGUUUAUCUUAUGAAAAGUCUAUGUUCUUUCGGAAAGUCACGCAUUAAAAUUACAGACUGGGAUCGAUGACAAAAUUUAUUGAAAUAGGAAUCACAAUUCUUGUAGACAUUUUUAAAGGAAUCAAGAAGCAUUGUGAAAAAAGAACCCACAGGAAUCAUGAAUAUCAAGAUUCAAAGGAUUCCACUUCCACCCCGCGAAAUGUGCAAUGUUUUCUCGAGCUAUCAUGACCCGAAUCUGAGAUCACAAAUCUCUCGAAAAACGGCACUCUACCCAUUCUUACUUGUGAGCUUGGGCUACUUGUAAGUAAAUUUGUUUUAAAUCACUUUUUCAGUAGCGUUGAGCAAAAUGGUGUCCAAAUUGUCCUUUUGAAAGACUGGCUCAUUUUAAGCUAUUUAAAAUUUGAGUAACAAAAAUUUCUUUCAAAAUAUUUUACAAAAGGGCGGAAUGAAACUAAUGUCAUUUCCCGUUCUUAUACACGAAACACAAUCCAACAAAUGACUCGCUCAUUUCCCUAAUACAACUGUUACUCCUCUUCUCUUUUCGUUUUUCCUGCGGGAGGAAAUUAUUCGCAAACAUAAUUCAAUGCAAAACAAGAAAAUUUGCCGGUGUCGCAAAACUACGCCGAAAGCGUUCACGUACAUAAAACCAACUACAUCGGCAAUCGAGAACUAACUCAAAAAAAACUUGAUAGACCGACUGUGAACACAGUUAUACACAAGCAACUAUGAACUUUUCAUCCGACAACAGGUUAGUUUUUUCUUGUCCAUACUAUCCCACUUUUUUGUGGGAUCUAACUGACAAAGUUUUCCCCUGGAUAAUGGUCGUAAUCGUAUCUAUCGCAUCUCCUGCUGCAGUCAUUUUAAACAUUUUAGUCAUCGCAGCAGUGAGAUCAAGAAAGGAACUGCAAAAAAAUCCAAACAUUUUGUUGUCGAGCAUGGCUGUUGCGGAUAUUUUGGUAGGUGCUAUAAACAUGCCUUUAUCAGCCACUGUUGACUUUGUUAUUUCCCGGCAAGUUUUUGAUGAUCGUAUUUGCUUAGUAGACUUGCUGAAUGUCUACUUGAUGCACGCUUUAACAACGUGUACCCUAUACCAUUUGAUCCUUAUCGCUUGGGAGAGGAACCAGGCAAUACGGAAUUGUUAUGAACACAAAGUGAAAAUGACAAGAAGCCGCCUGAAGAAACUCGCCAUAACAGCUUGGUUCUUAGCCGCGUUAACACCAAUUCCAGGCAUUGUGGUAACAGCCCAGGGCAUAAACUAUGAUUUUAUCAUUGAGGCAAUCUGUGCUUUUUUCUUGUUAAUUCUGAUCUGUCUAAUCCCUUAUUUUUACCUCAUGGUGUAUCGUGAAACGCGCAAAAGUAGAAUGAUUACCCAAGUCACUGUUCUGGUGAAAACAAAACUCGAAAACAGAGUUGCUAUGACAUGCGCAUUGGCUUCAGCAGCUGUAAUUCCUUCCGUUGUUCCCAUAGUAACUGUUGGCUUGUUGGGAGAUUUGUACCCAGGUUUUCGCAAGAGUUCCGUCUUCCGAUCAGCGGAGACACUAUUGCAAAUGAACUCUAUAGUGAAUGCAUUAAUUUACUUCUACAGAAACAGUCGUUUUAGAAGCAUCAUUCUCGAGAUUUUGGGCAUCAGAAAACCUCCUGCAGCCAAGUCAAAAGUUGAUCCCAUGCAAUAUGUCAGAUCAAAGGAUCUUUCUUCAGCGGAAGGUACUCAAAAACAACCAAAUGCGUACAGCCGUCGCCUUUUUUCAAGAUCAGCGUCAUGCGAAUUAGCCAACGUGACAGUUUUGAAUUGUGCAAUGAAGAAAAGAUCUGUAUCAGCUUCAACACUAAUAAGAUUACGCAGCAACUCUUUUGACAGUUUCGAGCCGCAGAACAACCCCUCGUCCAUUUUAGCAGUUGUUGCGACAGUCCACCCACAAAGGCUUGAAGGAUAUUUCCCAAUAUUGCGUUUAUCGUCGUCCAAAAACUCAACGAAAAGUUGGGAGGCUAAACGUAAUUCUUUUAAUUUGUCUGGUCCUCCAGAGGAUUUGAAGAAGGGGCAAUUCUCGUCCAAUAACACGAAACUGAAUAAGCGUCUGACAAAAUCUGCCACAUUUAUUAGUGGCGCAGAGGGUUCAUGUGCAGUUCCUUCACGUUCUCGUAAAGGCCUCUUGAAAAGAAGUUUGUCGGCCCCAUCGUUAGGUGAGCAAGAUCAGAAGUUCUUGCAAUGAUACACUGCAGUAGCCAGAUCCUUGCGUUGUCGACCUGGACAAUUUCCAUCUUAAAAGACGUGAAAAGUUUUCGGCAUAAUUUUCAUGAAAGCCCUGUCAUGAGAAAACAUGAAAAGUUAUCAUCGUCCUCGGUGAACGUCCUUGAUUUGAGAUUCGUAUGGUUCUGAAUUUACAAGUGCUGCGCUUACAAUUGCAAUUUUAAAACAGGUUGUAGCCUGUUCCAGGCUCCAAGAUAGCGAGGAAAUCAGAUCGAGAAAAGUUGCUCGAAAAAAGCGUGUGGGCCGGGGGAAGUCGAAGUAGCGGAGCCUGUAAGCAUUGUUUUCAAUACUCAUUCCGGUGUAUCAGCUCUUUAAAAUUCAGCUUCAGAAAAAUUCGCCAACAUACAAAUUGAACGAGGUGAAACAAUAACAAAGGUUUGAGAAUUCGUUAAACAAAGGUGUAAAGGUUCUUCCUCGGUCACGUUUGACGAGUCACUCCAUAUGUGGUAAGGUACGUGACCAGAACAUAAAAAAAACAACCACUCUUUAAAACCCAAACGUCUUGCAUCUUUCACAAUAAAACCAAUGCCAAUGGCUUAAGAAUAUCGCAAUAAAAAAUCUGACGUACUAACAAGUUUAACGUUCCUUCUCAAAAUUCACAUUUAUCGAAAAAGCUAUGACGUCAUUGAGGGGUAUUUUCAUACAUUUUCUUUAACAGGCUUUCUUGCUUUCGUCUGAACGCUAAUUUCAUGCUACAGAUGUUUAAAAAAAGUUAAAUUUCUUAUGACUCGCCAAAAAAAUGGAUUCUCUUCCCUUUGAACUUUUGCGCUUUUUCAUUUCUAAAGCGGAAUUGGGGACUGGCACUAGUUGCGCAAGUAUAGUGUCCAUUUAGUGUUGUCUUAUGUUCAGUUUCACGGUUCCCACCAUGUUAGCGGUUUAAGACACGUGAGAAAUAAUAACCACGAAAUAAUGUCCCUAGCAACGACUCGUAAACUGUAGUUAAGUUUCACCCCCUUUAAUACAGUGGCUCUAAAUAGCUUUUUUAAUUACUUUUUUAAUUACUUUUUUUGGGGGGGGGGGGGUCGAACGCAGACUGGGUUUAUGCAUGUUGACUUCGCUCUAUCCAAAGUGUGUUUUACCGAAUAUAUGCAUUUGGACACUGAAUUAGACUAUGAACCGGUAACAAACGAUAUCUCAAGAAGUACAAGUGGUAUUUAAUCAAAGUAUCUGUUCUUGCGUUAAAUCUGGAUCCAAAUGCAAUGUCAUUUGAGAUGGAGAAAAAGGAAUAAUAAAUGAAUUUCUUGGCAUUUUUGUUAUGCAGCACAUACUAAGACAGGAACUAACAUUUGUCUCGCAUGGCUCACGCUCACAUGAUGACUCGCAUGACUGGCAUGACUCGCUCGCUUGACUCGCAUGACUCACUGGCUCGCUGGCUCGCAGUUUGUCAAGACCCUUGUAUUUUCCGUUUUUGGACCAAUUUAAAACAUUUCCGAUAACUAACAGGCUUGGUCACGUAAUUCAAUACGGCAUUCAAGAUUCAAGUAACAAUCAGACCCCUACCUUUCAUAAAACAGAGAAGUGUUCUCUGCCGCCAGAACUGAUUCGAAGUUGAUCGAGCUCUUUCCCAGGCAGGUCAUUUCUAAAAUGAAUGACAGAAGUCAGGAAGAAGAGGCAUUGUCUCAGGCGCAAAUCCUUGUUAACAUCGAAAGACAACUCAACGCAGCUACAGCUGCAAUUAGUCAGGCUUGUAAGCAACUGCAACAAGAAGCAGACAAGCUUCAUAACGAGCGGGAAACAUUCGAUCGUAUGUCGAAGAAAAUUGAAAGUACGCAGAUUUCUGAGACCGUCAACCUCAACAUCGGUGGCCAGCAUUUUACCACAACUCGCCAAACGCUAACAAAGGACCCAAACUCGUACUUUGCUGCUAUGUUUUCCGGAAGGUUUUCAUUAAAGCGUUCUGAAGAUGGUACGAUUCAGACGAUUGAAAUCGAUCGAGAUGGAAAACACUUCCGCCAUAUACUUAACUACCUGCGUGAUGGGAAGUUAUCUUUACCAGAAGAAGCCACGUGCACUGAUCUGGAGGAAAUCGAGACAGAAGCCACUUAUUACCAGAUACAAGGAAUUAUCGACGAGUUAAGUAAACCCAGAUCCGCGAAAAGAGUCAGAAGAGUUCCAUUCAAGGAGCCACAGCGCUAGCCACAAGGUUGUUUUCAGAUUCUAAGAUUCUGACUCCAGAACUUGACAUGAUCCUGUCAGGUAUGCUACUUUACAAAACUGGCGACUGGCGACUUCUGUACAGAGCUUCUCGAGACGGCUUCGAGGCAGAAUCGUUCCACUUAAAAUGCGACUACAAAGGUCCAACAGUAACGGUUGUGAAAAGUGGUAACUUCAUAUUUGGCGGAUUUACUGAAGCAGCAUGGAGGAGUCCGCGUAAGUAAAAUAACGUUGUCUUCUUGAAUAGUACAAUAACUGUAAUUGUUAGUCGAGGUCUAGCAGGAUGGAGUUUUCACUUACCGGAGUCCACUUCAAUGAACCAAGAAUCGAUUUCCUUUAUAAUCGAAGUUAAGGUCUCGGUAAAGGAAAACGAGGUGCCCACAGAAAAAAAUUCUAGUCGCGCGAGUAUUUUCGCUACAAAGGCAAGUUAUAUAUCAAAUUAAAGGUAAAGACUAAAUUACCUUAUUAAAGAUUUUAUUUCACCGAAUUUUAAAAGGCGCUUAUGUUUUUUGCUCUCGAACUCAGAGGUAUCGAGUUUACUGCUGAAGCUCCAGCCCUUUCGCGUUGUUAAAUAUUCACUUCCUUUUUAAUUAUUGCGUCUCAUUGACAGAUAAAAGACCUAAAAAAGGGUGUGAGGAAAUUUGCAUAUGUCUCGUAUUAGCGGAAUUGUUACAUUUCAAACUAAAAAGUCGAAUCUCGAGCGCGAUUUACGCAAAGAAACUGAGAUAAAAUGAGUUACAAAGGAAAAUCGGAAAAUUCCUCACACCAGUUUUGAGUCUAUAUCAUUAUCCAUCAUAUCUGAAAGUUUAAAAGCGAUAGCUUAAAACCUGUUCCGACUGGAGGUCGGAGAAUUUUGAUUUUUGCGUCUAAAAUAGAGUGAGAGAAAAUCAGCUCUAAAGAUUUAGCGCGAGGUCCACGCUUGGCUGGUUAGCUCAGAAAAGGCUCAUUUUAGGAGGGUUAAAAAGCACUUUCUGAUUUUCUUUUUCUGCCAAAAUAAAAUUUAGGACCCACUCAUGCCAAAAAUCCAAAAAAAAACGAAAUCGAACAAUGUACUAAAAUUUUCAUUUACCAAGACCUUAAGCCAAGCUGGCAAUGAAAAUUUAAUGUUGAUAAAUAGCCACACACUUUUGGAUACUUAUACGUUAUACGUGGGAAUAACGCCGAACGAACUAGUGAAAAGUGAUUUUUGAGAAUUCAUUCUUCACUCAGGCAGACAUUCAGUUAGUAUCGUUCUAAAGUCGUAUUUCAAGACCAAAUUUAUACGCGACAUGACGAGAGGGUGGAUUGAGGGUCAGUUUUAAAUAUAACUUGAGUCACAUCAGCAGAUCAGUACUCGUCUGAAUUAGUGUACAGUCACCAGGAUUUUAUAUAGGCUUUAUUUGGGGUUUUAGCGGGAGUAAGGUAUAACUGGCCAAAAUAUUUUUAAGAUAGAUGAUUUGAAAAAUAAAUCCUAGGGAUAGCCAAAAAUGGUGGAUUUAGGGAUAACGGAACUAUAUUCAUUAAGAUGAUAAAUACUUCAACCCCCCUUAAUUGGGACCGGAUAUAUAGUUUUGAAUGAACGUUCAUUAAACUUUGCUGCAUGUAUUCGGCCAAACAUAGUGACAACAGGGUCAGUUAAAAGUUUGUAAAAAAUAUUUAAUUUUCUCCUCAAGGUGUGCGUAUGGAAGUUAUUGAAUCCAAACAGGCAUUCCUAUUCAGUUUGGUCAAUCCAUUUGGGACGGAGCCUGUUCGAAUACCCGCAGACGAGAAGGAGAGCGGUUGUGUUAUUGCCUGUAAAAAGUCGCUUGGGCCAUCGUUUGGACAAGACUAUUGGUCAGAAAAAUACCUACACAUUUCAAAUAAUGCGCAGUCAUCUCAAUCAAGUUAUAGUCGUUUACGAGAAAAAUUUUCGUGCACUGGAGGAAAACAAGGAGAUUUGUUCUUCACGGGUACUAAAGAUUUUACCGUCGAUGAUUACGAAGUGUUUGAAUUUUACUAGUGAUAAUUUUCGUACUUUAUCCACAAGUGUAGUGGGACUGGCUAAGGACGUCCGUAAGUGGAAAAUUGAUUCCACCUUUGUGAAAAAGGUAGAUUUAUAGACUGGAUCCAUAAAGUGAACCUCAGAACGUAGUAUUAAAUUUAAUAUUGUAAAUGAAGAGAGAAUUAGGUCCAAAGUUUGUGCAAUGAUAAAUUAGCCUUUUAAUGAAAAACAAAAAAAGGCAUUGACGGGGCGGAUUUUGCCUUGUUUGUUGUAAGGUAGCUAAGUCCAAUCUAACCUUGACAAAAAAAAUUAAUGCAAUGAAUCUACUAGGACGGUUUCUUACACCGGUCAUUUUGUUUUCUAAUUUUGUAUUAAUUAUGAGGUUGCUAUAGAAAUAUGUUGUUGCCGUUACAAUAGACCAGGUUAGGCUUAUUUUCCUUGUACAUUUUGUGCCCACUGAAUGUCAUGUAACGGUACUCAAAGGAGUAUUAUUUUCUUUCAAAAUAAAGCUCAUUAAAGUAAAUGAUUGAACCUAGGAGAGUCAUGUCAUAAGUAGGUGGAAUAUGAUCCCACAGGUGAUGAAGUACUAAAUAAGUCUGUUAUUCUUGACAGUGACUGACGGUUCGGCAAACUGUGCGGCAGUCAUCUUUUGAGUCAGUGGUCAAAAAGUUGCUUCCUUGAUUUUCAAAAAGACAAAGUACCCCGGGGGAUACUCAAAAAGUUGUAUACAGGGAGGCUCCGCCCCGAGGUGCAACCUCGUACCCGCUUAGAACUGUCCAUCCCUUUAAACUGCUAUAAAUGCUCUGUCUAAAUAAAUCUCAAAAACAGGAACGUUUUCUCGACUUUCUCACAGUCAUAAAAUCAUCUGUUAGUCGUUCUGGUCCUUUUUACCGAACCAAAUGACAGAUUUCCCUACACUUUCAUAUAGUUCAACAAGUGAAAUCCCUUCCCUUUCAUAUAGCUGGGGCCUGAAAACGGUACCCCUUUAAUUUUUGGGCGGGGCAUUCCCGUAUAGGUCAUUUUAGGGAGUGUCCCCCCGGGACAAAGGGUUUUAAAAAUCUCCUCACUUGUUCUACAUUGGAGAAACAAAAUAUAAGAUCUAUUCGACGCUUUCAAAUUGAAAAGAUUUGGACAUAAACUUUGAUAUCCUCUUUGUUUUCGCCCCGCCUCCGCAAUACUUAUGUUAUGGAUCUGAACAUCUGUUUACGUUUAGUAGAUUCUAGUUGUGUUACGUAAUAUUUGGAAGUUUAGAGAAGACCGCACGAGUGCUUUAUGCGUUCUUUUGCAAGAGUUCCGUCUUUCGGUCAGCAGAGACACUUUUGCAACUGAACUCUAUAGUGAAUCCACUUAUUUACUGCCACGCAAACCGUUGCUUUAGAAACAUGUUCUCGAGAUUUCAUACGUCAGAAAACUUCCAACAGUGGUUCCCAUGGUGCAAUAUGUCAGAUCAACUCGUUUCUCAGUGGAGGGUACUCUAGAGCGACCAAAUGCACACAGUCGUCGCCUUUUGUCAAGAUCAGCGUCAUACGAAUUAGUCAACGUUAAGAUAUUAAAUGGCGGCUAUGAGGACAAAACCUGUGUCAGCUCCUUCACUAACCAGAUUACACAGCAACUCUUUGGACCUCAGCCUCCAGCAGCUGAACAACACCCCUGUCCAUUUUAACAAUUGUGUCAAUCUCACCCACAAAGGUCCUAUGGACAUGACACUUUUCCAAGAUGUUAACCUUCAUCGUCCAAAGAAUCAACUGAGAAAAGUUAGGAAGCUAAAAAUAAUUCUCCUAAUCUGUCUGAUCCUCAGGAAGAUUUGAAAAAGGAACAAUACGCGGGCGUUCAAUCAUCCAAAAGUGAGUUACUAUCUCAGUCUAAGGCGGAUCCAGGGGAGGGUCCCGGGGGGCCCGCCCCUCUCCCCCUUAUUUUUAGACCAAACUGAGGCCGAAAAAAAUUUUUUUUGAGACUGGGCCUACCCCUUAUCUCAGGGUCUGGAUGACUGCCCCACCCCCCCAUUAUCUAAAGGUCUGGAUCCGACAGUGUCAGUGACAAGUUCCACCAGAUACAGUGAGCUCGCAGGUUCAUAUGGAAUUCAAUUUAAAAUUUGAAAAGAAGUAUUUCUUUCUUUUCUUUUUCUUUGUUUCGCGUUUUCAUUUUGGUAUGACAACGCUGUGUGACCUUGUGUGAUUGCUUAUAUGUUGUGGUUUAAUUUCAUCCUUAAUUCAAAUUUUAUUUUCAUAACUGCUUCACACUCUUUAUCAUACAUCAUUAUACCCCCCAAAAAACAAAGGACAAUAUGACUUUAGCCGAGGAUUAAAUAAAACCACAACAUAAAUUUUUGAGGGAAUCCCAUAUUUACACGUGAUUUACCGUGCAAACACUUUGAAACACAUUGGAAGCUAAGCACCAGCAAUUUCUGAAUUUAGUUAGACUUUUGACAAAUAUUAAAAAACACGUGGGUUUUAAUUCAUUUCUUCUGUUCUUCCAUUUUAGUUCGCAUUGGUUUAGAUGGUGGUUUCUCAAAAAGUUCUCUUACGCGAAAAAAAAAUAUAAUGGAAGAGAACUUCUCAUUCACCUCGUAAAUUUAAGAGAAAAAACGCAGAGUUUAAGUUUCCUCUCUGAUCUUGGUAGCCUGUGGAUAGAACUGUCCCUCCUCGCUCCUCGCUCCUCGCUGCUAGGGACGUCUCCAGGGACUUCCCUAGCAACGAGGAGCGAGGAGCGAGGAGCGAGGAGAGACAGCUGUAUUCGCAGGUUAUGAUCUUGGUGGCUGGUUUUGCACUACUGACAUUCAUUAAGUAAUAUUUAGCGUAUGUAAAUGCUCCUUUUUUCUUCGAGUGUCUUAUUAAACUUAAACGUAUAAACAAACAGAUUUCUUCAGGAGCUGCUAAUUGUUUCCGCACCCGAGCCUAUCCUGCCGUAAAUGAGCCUUAACAUAACCUUUGAGCUUUUUUAGAUUUAUUUCAAUGAAAUCAUUCGCCUUUCGGUGAACUUGUUUUUCAUUAGUUGUACAGUGAAGUAAAGCAAAUUGAGGUUUCAGUUUUUUUUGAAAGUCUGGUAAAUGUUAUUUUUGGUGAUUGGGGAGACUGACCCGAAAACGCAAGUGCGAGUAUUCUCCGGGGGACCGCCGGGAUCAUAAACCCGAGUACAUACUAUGGGGGACGGGGGCAUGUUCGCCCAGUAAACUUUGAGAUUUGCUUCUCCUAAAGUGGGCACAUAUGUAUCUAAACCAUUGUGCUUUUAAGAUUAUUUUACGUACCUUUUAAAAUCAGAACUUUGGUGCUCCUGUAAUUUGUAAUUUGUUUGCCAACGGAGCACUAAGGAAUUCUUAAGAACAUGUCCGUGCGUUCCAGGUCGAAUUGAAAUUUAGAAGUGUUGGUUUUUAAGGAGAGGGGAAAGCCAGAGUACCCGGAGAAAAACCUCUCGGAGAAAGGAAGAGAACCAACAACAACCUCAACUCACAUAUGGCGUCGACGCCAGGAUUUGAACCAGGGCCACAUUAGUGGAAGGCGAGAGCUCUCAGCACUGUGCCACCCUUGUUCCUUAAAAUCAAGUUGAUACUCUACAGGUUGGAAAGUCGUUCUUAAAGACCCCUUUAAAAAAGCAUGGGGGGCAAAAGCCCCCAGCCCCACCUCACUUAACUGAUUCCCUGCAAAAGAGCGGAAAACUAAUGAGACUUCCUGGCCUUGCGAAAGAAAUGAGAUUCAACAUAUGGUUCGUUUUUGUCUUUGUCCUGUUUUCCGCCUUCUUGUUUUCGUUUUUUUUUUCCACCCUGUGAAAACUAAUCGUACCACCGCCUGCAAAAAUCAGUUUAGUUUAAAACGAUAUAUGACUGAUUGUUUACUUUCCGGGACUCUUGAUUAAUUAGCACCCAUUAUAUCGUUGGCGAUCAAGGAUAAUUGGAAUCAAGAUGGAUAAAUCGUCUACCAACUCAAACAGUAAGAGUCAGUUUAUCAGGGAGUUCAUACGCAAGCAACUAUGAACCUUUCGUCCGAGAGCAGGUUAGCUUUUUCUUGCCCACAGUAUCCCAGUUUUGUGUGGGACCUAACUGACAAAGUUUUCCCCUGGAUAAUGGUUGCAAUCGUAUCUAUAGCAGCUCCCGCUGCAGUCAUUUUGAACAUUUUGGCUAUCGCAGCAGUGAGAUCAAGAAAGGAGCUGCAAAAAAAUCCAAACAUUUUGUUGUCGAGCAUGGCUGUUGCGGAUGUUUUGGUAGGUGCGAUAAAUAUGCCUUUAUCCGCCACUGUUGACUUUGUUAUUUCCCGGCAAGUUUUUAAGGAUCAUAUUUGCUUGGUAGACUUGAUUAAUGUCUACUUGAUGUACGCUUUAGCAGCAUGUACCCUAUACCAUUUGAUCCUUAUCGCUUGGGAGAGGUACCAGGCAAUACGGAAUUGUUAUGAACACAAAGUGAAAAUGACAAGUAGCCGCCUGAAGAAACUCGCCAUGACAGCUUGGUUCUUAGCCGCGUUAGCACCAAUUCCAAGCAUUGCACUAAAAGCCCCGGGCAUUUACUACGAUAUAAUUUGUUAUAUCGUUGAAUUUCUCAUGUUGAUUCUAAUCGCUUAUUUUUACAUCAUGGUGUAUCGCGAAACGCGCAAACGUAAACUGAUUACCAAAGUCACUGUUCUGGUGAAAACAAAACUCGAAAACAGAGUUGCUAUGACAUGCGCAUUGACUUCAGCAGCUGUGAUUCUUUCCUUUGUUCCCACGGUAACUGUUAAAUUGUUGGGAGAUUUGUACCCAGGUUUUCGCAAGAGUUCCGUCUUCCGGUCAGCAGAGACACUAUUGCAAAUGAACUCUAUAGUGAAUCCACUAAUUUACUGCUACCGGAACCGUCGCUUCAGAAACAUCAUUCUCGAGAUUUUGUGCAUCAGAAAACCUCAAGAGACUAAGCCAACAGUCCUUCCCAUGCAAUAUGUCAGAUCAAAGGAUCUUUCUUCAAUGGGAGGUACUCAAAAACAACCAAAUGCGUACAGCGGUCGCCUUUUUUCAAGAUCAGAGUCAUGCGAAUUAGCCAACGUGACAGUAUUUAGUGGUGCAAUGAAGAAAAGAUCUGUGUCAGCUCCUUCACUAAUCAGAUCACACAGUAACUCUUUUGAGAGUCCCGGGCCGCAGAACAACCCCUCGUCCAUUUUAACAGUUGUUGCGACAGUCCACCCACAA